AUGUCGAUAAUAAAGAUCGAGUGGGAGUGAUUUUCGAUUGUUUACUGUUUACCAUUUGUUUAUGAUAUUAUAUAAUUACUGUAAUAAUUUUUAUUGAAUUACUUUUAAAAAUUAAGUUACUUUAAUUUAUACUAUUGUAUCAACUGUCCAAUUAUAUCAUUGUUAUCUGGGUAAAAGCUUAUAAUGGGAAAUGAGAAGAAAGUGGCCCGGAGGAGUAGAAGCAGAGAAAGAGACCGAGAUAGAGAUAGUCGACUAGAUAGAGAUAAUAGACCUGAUAGAGAUAGAGACCGACGGGACAGGGAUCGCGACCGAAGAAGAUCGAGAAGCCGAUCCAAAGAGCGCAGGAAGGAGUUCAAGAAAGAGAGAGACAGAGCAAGGUCUCGCAGCAGGAGCCGAGACAGAGACAAAGAUAGGCAUGGAGGCUACAGAGAUCGACGGGCAUCGCCUGUAUCAGAUCGUAAUUCUGGAUUAAAAAAAGUAGAUGAUGAUUUUAUUCUGAAAAAAGAAGAGCCUCUAGAUGAGGAAGACGAUGUGAAACCAGUAAAAAAGGAGCCACUCUCAUUAGAAGAGCUACUUGCAAAGAAACAAGCCGAAGAAGCUGCUCGCAGCAAGCCUAAAUUUCUCACCAAAGAAGAGAGGGCAGCUGAAGCUCUGAGGAAGAGGCAGGAAGAAGUUGCAAGCAUCAGACAGAGACAAGAUGAAGAGAGGAAAAAACGUGAUGAUUUUGCACGUGAAGCCAAUAGUAAAACUAUGGAAGAAUCAAGACGUGGUGAAGAUUAUAGGAGACAACGAGAGCGAAACAACGAAGAAAAAGAAGUAACUAAAGAUAAAGAGAAAGAAGGAGAAGCUAUCAAAGAAAGAUACUUGGGUAUUAUAAAAAAGAAGAGGAGAGUCAGGAGAUUGAACGACAGAAAGUUUGUAUUUGAUUGGGAUGCUUCAGAAGAUACUUCGGUUGAUUACAACCCGUUAUACAAAGAGCGACAUCAGGUGCAAUUCUUCGGUAGAGGUAAUGUAGCUGGAAUAGACAUUAAAGCUCAGAAAAGGGAUCAGUCGAAAUUCUACGGAGAAUUGCUCGAAAAGAGAAGAACUGCAGCUGAAAAAGAACAAGAAAAGGUACGAUUGAAAAAGGUGAAGAAAAAAGAAGAAAAACAGCGAUGGGAUGACAGGCAUUGGUCUGAAAAGGCGCAGGAUGAGAUGACAGAAAGAGAUUGGCGUAUUUUCCGUGAAGAUUACAGUAUCACAAUCAAAGGUGGAAAAAUUCCUGAUCCCAUUCGUAGUUGGAAGGAGUCGAGCAUUCCUGCCGAAAUAUUGGAAAUCAUCGAUAAAGUGGGCUACAAAGAUGCUACGCCAAUCCAGAGACAAGCUAUACCGAUUGGCCUACAGAACCGAGACAUUAUUGGUGUGGCCGAAACUGGGUCCGGUAAGACGCUUGCUUUCCUCAUUCCUCUCAUCAUGUGGAUUCAGUCGCUCCCGAAAAUCGACAGAAUGGAGGAUGCCGAUCAGGGUCCUUACGCCAUAAUUCUAGCUCCCACUCGAGAGCUGGCUCAGCAGAUUGAAGAAGAAACAAACAAAUUCGGACAGCCGCUUGGCAUUCGAACAGUGGUCGUUGUCGGUGGUCUCUCCAGAGAAGAACAAGGUUUCCGGCUGCGAAUGGGUUGUGAGGUUGUUAUUGCUACACCAGGUCGUCUCAUAGAUGUGCUUGAGAACAGAUAUUUGGUUUUGAACCAGUGCACUUAUAUAGUACUGGAUGAAGCUGACCGUAUGAUAGACAUGGGCUUUGAACCAGAUGUACAAAAGAUCUUGGAUUACAUGCCGGUUACAAAUUUGAAGCCAGAUAAUGAAGAUGCUGAAGAUGAAGCGAAACUACUAGCCAAUUACAAUUCCAAAAAGAAGUUCAGACAAACGGUGAUGUUCACGGCGACUAUGCCACCGGCGGUGGAGCGGCUGGCACGCACAUACCUGCGCCGACCGGCCGUCGUCUACAUCGGGUCGAUCGGCAAGCCGACUGAGCGCACCGAGCAAAUCGUCUACAUGGUCACCGAACAGGACAAGCGUCGCAAACUCAUGGAGAUACUCAGUCGCGGCGUCGAGCCGCCCGUCAUCAUUUUCGUCAACCAGAAGAAGGGCGCGGACGUGCUCGCGCGUGGCCUCGAGAAACUUGGCUACAACGCGUGUACACUGCACGGUGGCAAAGGACAGGAGCAGCGAGAGUACGCGCUGGCCAGCCUCAAGUCGGGCGCCAAGGACAUGCUGGUGGCCACAGACGUGGCGGGUCGUGGUAUCGACAUCAAAGACGUCUCCCUCGUCAUCAACUACGACAUGGCCAAGACUAUUGAAGACUACACACAUCGUAUUGGUCGAACUGGUCGCGCUGGCAAGCACGGAGUGGCCAUCUCGUUCCUGACGAAGGAAGACUCGGGCUUGUUCUACGACCUGAAGCAGACCAUACUGGGCAGUCCGAUAUCGACCUGUCCACCGGAGCUGCUCAACCACCCCGACGCCCAGCACAAGCCCGGAACUGUCCUUGUCGCCAAGAAGAGAAGAGAGGAGAAAAUAUUCGCAUAAAUGUACUCUAGCUCUACGCCUAUAUUCUAAUAUUAAUGUCACUUAUUAAUUAAAAUCGUCAUAAGUUUCGAUAUUUCAA
Molecule: messenger RNA, 2644 nt
Organism: Nilaparvata lugens (brown planthopper)
Lineage: Eukaryota; Metazoa; Arthropoda; Insecta; Hemiptera; Delphacidae
Product: probable ATP-dependent RNA helicase DDX23
Exons: 15
Coding region: 184-2565 (793 amino acids)
Biological process (GO): mRNA splicing, via spliceosome
Cellular component (GO): catalytic step 2 spliceosome
Molecular function (GO): RNA helicase activity; RNA binding; ATP binding
Source: RefSeq, a predicted model, not a curated record